AUGAAACCCUUGCUGAUUGACGCUUGCAAACGCAAAUGGGGGGAUACAAUUCCGAUCGUCGAAGAAAUUCGAAAUGUGAAGUGUCAAGAAGACUGUAUUAUUAUCGGCACAAUAUACAAAGAUUUGUCUCUCUUCAAAAGCAUUCUCAAUGAGAAAGUGUCCAGCGCGUUUAAUCCACAGCUGAUAGGCACCCAAUUCCUCCCAAAGAAUAGUCUCCACGGUCCGCUCUCCCAGGAGGGCGAUCCCAUCAUUUUAGAAGAUUCGACAACGCGAAUCAUGAUCAAAGACUUCAAAGAUCCCAUCGUUACCGGAGUGGUCAUGGCGAUUCGAGGCGAAGUUCGCGUUUCUCUUCAUGGACUCGAAUGGUGA
This is a messenger RNA of Blastocystis hominis, 369 nucleotides long. RefSeq lists its product as hypothetical. The coding region runs from base 1 to 369 and encodes 122 amino acids. Gene Ontology annotation, biological process: DNA strand elongation involved in DNA replication. The transcript has 6 exons. The record is from RefSeq and is a predicted model, not a curated record. NCBI's taxonomy places the organism in Eukaryota, Bigyra, Opalinata, Blastocystidae. Gene Ontology annotation, cellular component: delta DNA polymerase complex.